Molecule: messenger RNA, 1107 nt
Organism: Caenorhabditis sp. 36 PRJEB53466
Lineage: Eukaryota; Metazoa; Nematoda; Chromadorea; Rhabditida; Rhabditidae
Source: the annotation of a GenBank genome assembly
AUGACCCUUCCGCUGCUGGUUUCGCUCGUCGGACUCACCGCAUGUUGCCUCGUUAUUUCUAUAAACUUCCUCACUUUCACUCGAACCAACCGAUUGACAAUCAAGAAACGAAUCGAUCUGGUCCUCAUUUUUGCCCGAUGCAUUCUGGAUAUCUUUGUUGGAAUCGCAGGUCAGCCUUUUCAUUAGGUAUUGUGAUUCAAGUCGAAGCUCUUCAGUGAUCAUCUACAUAACUGUCAUUGUUCUGAAAACUUUGGACCCGAACAAAGUGACUUCUGCGACCACGUACUUUGUCGUUUUUUCCUCUCUUCCAACAGUCUUCCUAUGGCCAACACGACUCGUUUUGUCCAUUUGCAUAGCUGUGUGGAGAAUCAUUGUAAGACCUAGGUGUAAAAAUAAAAACUGAAAGAACAAUAUCGAAUUUCAGUCUCUUAUUCUUCCAAAAGUGGCUGAAUCCCUAAACUUCAAACUUGUGUGCUCUUCGGUUAUCUCAAUUUCAGUGCUGUUUGGUAUGGUAAAUGCUUAUGAUCUUCGUCCAAUCAAUCCUAUCAAAAAUAGGCCUGGCCGACGUGUUCGCCCUGCUCCUCGCAUGCCCCCUUCAAUUCACCGCCCACAUUGGCUGCAUGUCGCUCGGAUGCAUGGCCGGUCCCUGCUUCGUCACCUACUCCACCUACAAUCGAACCGUCUCGAUCCCUUUCGAUCCCAAUUUCAUUAUUCUCUCUUCCAGGUUCUCUUCUCCAUCACAUUUGCUUCCGCUUUCGUCUACGCCGUGCUCAUCUGCUUCUGCGAGACAAAAGAAAGUCGCGAGAAGCGGAUUGUCGACGUCCGUUUCCCACGCUCUCUUCAUCCGAAUGAGUCAGAAUGUUUCAGACGGACUACUGGUUCCUUCUGUCCAUGUUCAUCUCGUGUCUCUUCGAUUGCAUCCCUUUCGCCGUCGCAAUUCUCGGACUCAAAACAGACUUCGGAUAUAAUGUACGCACCCACAAAUUCCCGGAAAAAGUUGAGCCAUUUCAGAACUUUGGUCCGUUUAUCAAGACUCUCAACGUGGCCGGCGCGUGUUUCGACGCAGUUGUUGUGUCGAAAAUAUUUGAAACGCAUCAGUUUUUCUGA